CGAACUCCCACAACCCAUCGCACAACGCUGAGCGACUCAAACGUCCUUCUUGCCAAACUUUGGCGGCAUGAGCCGCGGGAGGACUAUAGAGCACUGUCCCACUUGGACGAGUGAUGUUGCUGACUCCAGUUUCCUUGGUUGACUCCACCAUUUUCACUAUCGUCGACGUUCGUCAACGCUCUAUCCGUCCAAUCCUGCGGUUCUGUCGGCUUCGUGAACACGCUGCGGGAUGAAACUGAUCAUGAUCAUGAUCUGCAGGCCCUGAGACUUGAGGCUCGAUUACAACACAAGGCUGUGCGAUGCUCGAAUAUAAAGGCCUCGGUGGUUGAGGCAUCCAAAUCCAACUUGCCCCCUCUUUUCCCAGUCCAGCCGCUGAUCUGCCAUAGCUAUGACAGAAGAUAUCCGUAAGUCUGUUCUGAUCACUGGCUGCAGCGCCGGCAGCAUAGGCGAUGCUCUGGCACGGGAGUUUCACGCCAGAGGUUUCCGCGUAUUUGCUACUUCGCGCAAUCACGAGACGAUGAGCACCCUUGCGCAAGAGGGCAUUGAGACGAUCAAACUGGACAUCACCGACGACGCAGACAUUCAGCGCGUCGUUCGCGAGGUUUCGAUGCGUACAGGCGGCACCUUGGACGUCCUGGUGAACAAUGCCGGUGUUGGAUAUUCGUUCUCGGUGGCGGAUUCCGAUAUGGCUAAGGUUCGCCAGCUAUUCGAUAUCAACGUUGUCGGACACUACGCCAUGACCCGCGCCUUCAUCCCCCUCCUCCUCAAGUCGGACCGCGGCGUCGUCCUCUUCACUUCCUCUAUCGGCGGCAUUAUUCCCAUGCCACUGAAUGCGGCCUACAGCGCCUCCAAAGCUGCUAUCAGCGCGCUCAGUGACACUCUACGACUUGAGCUGGCGCCAUUCGGUGUGAAGGUCAUCAAUCUCGUAACCGGCAUGGUGUACUCGAACCUCGCCCCGCGCGUCGUGAUAGACGAGGUCUUCCCCGACGGCUCCUUAUACAAACCAAUCCAGCCUAACUUCGUAGCAAUGUUUGCGCGUAGCGUGGAAACCUCGACGCCGACCGACGUAUACGCUAAAGGCGUCGUCGACGAGGUUCUGAAGAAGUCACCAGCAUCUUGGUAUUGGUCUGGCGGCCUUUCGACUAUGACCUGGCUCUUAUCCAUCUUUGUCCCACGCGGAAUCAGUGACUGGAUUUUCACGAAGCAGUGUGGUCUAGACAAGUUGGCGACAAUUGUCCGCGCGCAAAAGAAGACUUAGGAUGGGGAUGGAAUCCAGUAUUGGCCUCUCUUCGUGCUAGAUUUAGACUUAUGGACAUAAUGGAUUCUCUCCUUUGCGUGAGAGCGCCUUCCA
Molecule: messenger RNA, 1351 nt
Organism: Schizophyllum commune H4-8
Lineage: Eukaryota; Fungi; Basidiomycota; Agaricomycetes; Agaricales; Schizophyllaceae
Product: NAD(P)-binding protein
Exons: 8
Coding region: 389-1258 (289 amino acids)
Biological process (GO): phosphatidic acid biosynthetic process; triglyceride catabolic process
Cellular component (GO): lipid droplet; endoplasmic reticulum
Molecular function (GO): triacylglycerol lipase activity; acylglycerone-phosphate reductase (NADP+) activity
Source: RefSeq, a predicted model, not a curated record